AUGCGGCUGGCAGAGAGCGCUGACGAGGCCUCGGUCCAGGUCGAUGACUUCAUAAAGGACAACAUGAGGCAGGCCUCGCAGCAGUUGUAUUACAUCUUGCUCCUGCUCUGCGGGCAGCACCCUCUGACGACGAUCUUCAAUGCUGGCGAGAACGAGGGCUUCCAGGCGUGUCGCAAGCUGGUCGAAUACUACGAACCGAAUGCGAGGUCCCGCAACGCAGGGCAGCUGCUGAAUCUCGUGAACUUCGCGUUCACAAGCGAUGUCGAGGACAGGCUAGCGCUGUUCGAGCGGGAACUCCUCAGGUAUGAGCAGAGGAGCGGCGAGGCUAUCUCAGCCUCCAUGAGGAUCGGCAUCGUCCCUCGGCAGCUCGAGGAAGGCCCUCUACGUCAGCAUCUCUUGCUCAAUGCGACCAGGCUGGUGGAGUGGCAUGAAUUCCGACGCGAGGUCACCGGCAUCCGCCGUGCCCAGAGAUCCAUCGCCCCUGUGCCUGUGCCCAUGGAUCUGAGUGCGUUCACCAGGGGUGCCGGCAAGGGUAAUAAGUCCAAGGGCGACGGCAAGGGCAGGAGCCAGGCCGGUGGCAAGGGUAAGAGCAAAGGCGACAGCAAGGGCGAGUCUAAGUCCGACGGCAAGGGCAAUUCCGGCAGCAAGGCCCAUGGCCAGCAGCUUGGGCCCCUCUGCUGGGGCUGCGGCGGUCGCGGCCGCACCCAGCGCGAAUGCCCAAGCAAGAACAGGGGGGCGUUGGCGAGCAUGGAGCAGACGCUGGCUCGCAUCAACGCCUCUCAGCCGAUGGGCACGACCGCGCCGUCGACGACCAGCUUCAUGUCCACGGCUGCGACUGCGAGGCUCAGCCUGGCGACGGCAAUGUCCGGCGCGAGUUCGUGGCAGGUCGCAGCGCUCUACCUGAACGACGCGGACGAGCAGGCCAGCUGCCCGUUCGCGAACCUCCACUCUCUCAUCAUCAACGACCCGGGGCCGGACAAGGCGGACGCGGUCGACUCUGCGAUCGGCGCGGCCCUUGGCCUGGACAUGAUCCACGGCAACUCGGAUGCGGAGGAGGUCGAGCUCAACGGCAUCUUGCGUGUGGGCAUCGACUCGUGUGCGGCGGCCUCGGUGCUGCCACUCGGCUCGUGUGCGGACUACCCAGUGCGUGAGGGUGGCCGGGCGAUCUCGUGCAAGACAGCCUCCGGCCACUACGUGAGCGACGAGGGCGCGAAGCACCUCGCACGCGCUGCCAAGUUCAGGGUGGCGGACGUCAGCAAGCCGUUGCUGAGCGUCGCGGAGAUGGUCGACUCUGGCCAUCGGCUCGUCUUCGACUCGGAGGGCGGCCAGGACAUUAGCUACGCGUGCCGCAAGACCAGUGGAGACGUUGUCAAGUUCUGCCGCGGGAGCAAGGUCUACGAGAUAGACAUGCACGUCGACCCGUGCAUGCCGGGGGAAUGCCUGGUCGAGGUGGCAG
Prorocentrum cordatum is the source of this 1456-nucleotide messenger RNA. The record is from the annotation of a GenBank genome assembly. NCBI's taxonomy places the organism in Eukaryota, Dinophyceae, Prorocentrales, Prorocentraceae.